This is a messenger RNA of Procambarus clarkii (red swamp crayfish), 2115 nucleotides long. It is a transcript of the gene sax, whose product is annotated as type I BMP receptor saxophone. Gene Ontology annotation, cellular component: BMP receptor complex; plasma membrane. Gene Ontology annotation, molecular function: transmembrane receptor protein serine/threonine kinase activity; ATP binding. Gene Ontology annotation, biological process: protein phosphorylation; cell surface receptor protein serine/threonine kinase signaling pathway; cellular response to growth factor stimulus. Lineage: Eukaryota; Metazoa; Arthropoda; Malacostraca; Decapoda; Cambaridae. The record is from RefSeq and is a predicted model, not a curated record.
UAACGAUGAGAGUUUUGUGUAAAUAAUAAGACAGGACUGUAGGUUUUAUUAGUAAUAAUGGCGACAUACUUGCACACAGCAGUUUACGUGGUGUCAAUAACAGCGUCUUUAUGUCGUGUCCCGGAAGGCAUUAUGGAAAGUGAAAGUGGCAAAAUACAGGAAGAUGAGAUUUGGACAGGAGGAGGAGAAAAUGCAUUUGUCAAUAUUAACAACAAAUUUGAAGUAGUGAGGGAGGAUUUCAAGAACUAUGAAGUGGGCUCAAUGACUGACAGUGUCUCUAGUCAAGUCAAUAUGCAAAAUGUUUCACAGCUGAACAGAGAUGAAUUGGAUUAUGUGAAUUCUGGUUUGUUGGAUUUGUUACAAAAUACAUCCCCUGGAGUUACUGCAGUAAAUGAAUCCCCUGGUAAUAGUGUGGAAGUCAAACCAGAAGAAUUUGAUAGAUAUACAAGAAUAUCUUGUAUCAAAUGCAACCAGCCACAUUGUUACAGUCUCACCGAAUGCCACAAUGCAAUUAUGUGUUGGAAAGCUCGCACCCGCAAUGAAGUUGGUGAAGUACAAGAGGCUCGAGGUUGUAUUGCCAACCCUGAUCAUGUGUCUAUGCAAUGUGGUAUUAAAGAAAAUCCUCGUACACCGCUCAAAAUUGAAUGCUGCCGAACUAGCUACUGUAAUAAUGGUAGUUUCCCAGUUCUACCAUCUACAGAUCCAAUGAAAGAUAACGAAUCGCGAGCAUUAAGGAUAUUUGUGAUUCAUGUGGUUCCUGUCAUGGUAGUUAUUGUAAUUGCCAUUGUUGUAAUCCUCCUGCUACGUCGCGCCCAUAAUCGUAGGAUGCGGGAAUAUGCAGCAGCAGCUGCGGCUUCUGCAUUACCACCACAUCAUGCUCUGUACAGAGAUGAACUUAGAGUAACUGCUGCAGGAGAUUCAACUUUACGGGAAAUCUUCAAUGACUCCAUCACAUCUGGAAGUGGAUCGGGUCUGCCUUUACUGAUCCAGCGCACCCUUGCCAAGCAGAUCUGGCUAGCAGAGGUUAUUGGGAAGGGCCGAUAUGGUGAAGUGUGGUGUGGGGUGUGGCAUGGGGAGAAAGUGGCAGUCAAGAUAUUUUUCUCACGUGAUGAAGCAUCAUGGGCAAGAGAAACGGAAAUAUAUAGCACUGUGCUUCUGCGACAUGAAAACAUUCUGGGCUUUUAUGGUUCAGAUAUGACAUCUCGUGGAUCCUGCACACAGCUCUGGCUAGUCACCCAUUAUCAUCCACAUGGCUCUUUGUUUGACUACCUUAAUGCUCACACCCUAGAUCAUACAGCACUUAUGACUGCAGUGCUCUCUACCAUCAAUGGUCUGCUUCAUCUACAUACUGAAAUCUUUGGCACACAAGGAAAGCCUGCCAUUGCCCACAGAGAUAUCAAGUCUAAAAACAUUCUUGUUAAGUUAAAUGGAGCCUGUGUGAUUGCUGAUUUUGGAUUAGCAGUGAUGCACACACAAACUACAGGGGAAAUUAAUAUCAGCAAUAAUCCUCGAGUGGGAACAAAGCGAUACAUGAGCCCAGAAGUCCUAAACGAGUCAAUAAACAUGAGUGUUUUUGAAUCAUUCCGUAAAGUGGACAUCUACGCCUUGGGGCUGGUUGUGUGGGAAGUGUGCCGAAGAUGUGUUUCAAAUGGAAUUGUGGAUGAAUAUAAACCUCCUUUUCAUGAUGUUGUUCCAAAUGAUCCCAGUUUUGAUGACAUGAAGAAAGUUGUUUGUGUUGACCAGUAUCGCCCCAUGAUCCCUAACAGGUGGACUAGUGAUCCAGUAUUAGCAGGAAUGUCCAAAAUAAUUCGAGAAUGUUGGCACCAAAACCCUAGUGUGCGCCUGACAGCACUCCGAGUAAAGAAGUCACUGGUGAAGCUGGCACAGGAAGAAACCAAGAUCAAGUUGGAGUUUGACUGUUGAUAAGGAAAAAAACAAACAUACAAUUAUGCUUACUCGAUUUAUAUUACGUAUACUGUAUUGUAUUAUAAGCAGGACUAUUUAUUUACUGUACAUUAGUACAGGGGUGUAAAAUGCUGUACUUCCUUGGGAAAGAUGAAGUGAAAAGCAUCUUCCCAUGAUUAAGAUGAGUAGUGAGGUAGAGUAAGGCUGUUU